Aspergillus aculeatus ATCC 16872 is the source of this 867-nucleotide messenger RNA. RefSeq names its product UbiA family prenyltransferase. Lineage: Eukaryota; Fungi; Ascomycota; Eurotiomycetes; Eurotiales; Aspergillaceae. Gene Ontology annotation, molecular function: transferase activity, transferring alkyl or aryl (other than methyl) groups. The transcript is spliced from 4 exons. Gene Ontology annotation, cellular component: membrane. The record is from RefSeq and is a predicted model, not a curated record. The coding region runs from base 1 to 867 and encodes 288 amino acids.
AUGAUACGUCUUCUCACCCGCGAACUUAGCCUCUGCUACGGCUUCGUGCGGAGGGAUCUAGGGACCGGCCUCCUCCCGGUGCCGUUAUUCACCCUGGCCUCGCUCCUGUACCGUCGCGCACCACGCGCAGAGAUAGCUCCAGCCAUCGCCCACGCCUUCCUCUUCGGCUUCCUCUACCUCUACACCUUCGUCGUCUCCAACCAAAUCACCGGCGUCCGCGAAGACCGCGUCAACAAGCCCGACCGUCCCAUCGCCUCGGGGGUGGAAUCCCUCUCCGCAGCAAAGACCCGCUACUGGCUUCUUACUGCCUUGUAUCUCGUCCUGGGACACUACCUUGGUGUGACUAUCUGGACACUUCUGUGGAUCGGCACCACGAUCGCGCACAACCCUUUAGGGUUCUCGAACUUCGGGCCCACGAAGGAUCUGUGCAUGGGUCUGGGGUGUAUCGCGCAGUUGAAGGCGGCGUGGACGAUCGGUGGGGCGCCCGCGGCCAUGGGGUGGUACUGGACCAAGGUGAUUGCUCUCUACAUGCUGUGGCCGAUUCCGUUGCAGGAUCUGCGCGAUGUUCCUGGGGAUUUGGCGGCGGGCCGACGCACGACGCCCAUUUUGCUGGGGGAUUUUGCGGCGCGGGUGUAUAUCUCGGUGGGCAUUGUGGUGUCGCAGUACUUGUUGAUCUACCAUCGGAUCUUGGAGUAUCGAUGCGACACUUCCACUGUUGCGACGGCGGUGGCGCUGGGGCUGAUGACGAUCGGGUGCAUCUUUCGGCUGUUCGCCUUCCGGUCGCUGACGAGUGAUCGGUUCUCGUACUGGCUGUAUACUGUCAUCUACGUGUGUCAGCCUCUGGCUGCAUGCGUGACCUUGCGGUGA